Messenger RNA from Aspergillus ibericus CBS 121593, 523 nucleotides. RefSeq lists its product as uncharacterized. NCBI's taxonomy places the organism in Eukaryota, Fungi, Ascomycota, Eurotiomycetes, Eurotiales, Aspergillaceae. The record is from RefSeq and is a predicted model, not a curated record. The coding region runs from base 37 to 378 and encodes 113 amino acids. The transcript has a single exon.
GUAGGCUUUACAAGGGUAAAAGGCAAUCAGCCUAUUAUGCUCCGCCCCUUAUUUUCGCAGCUUGGGCUGCGAAAGCUCUGGUGCCUAGCCUUAGCCAGUGGCCACUUGCAUCAGGGCUUGAACAAAUCCGAUUCGGUAGCCAGCCUUGCUUGCAUGGGCCGGUCUAGCUAUCUAGUAGCCAAACUGGGAAGACCAGCUUUCAUUUCCCUGCCUGUCGCUCAUCAAGGCCCUGAAGGAAGAGGACAGGACUUGCUUCUGUUAUUGCGGCCAGGGCAACGCAGACACAGCACGCCCCCGAUGCCCCACUGGGUUGAAUGGAUCUGGUACCAUCUAUUCAUUGCGGCAGCUUGUAGUAUACCAUGUAACAAUGCAACAUAGAGAGCCAACCGCAAUUAUCUGUAUGAUCGGCUUGCGAUGUGCCUUCUAUUCGUACAAUCAAUCGUCAGCACGCAGAUAUUUGUUUCACAAAAUGUCUUUCGGACCGAAACGGCCUUGCUCUCACCAAUGACGAAGCAUCGGAACC